Messenger RNA from Brachypodium distachyon (stiff brome), 1599 nucleotides. Its product is annotated as serpin-ZX. NCBI's taxonomy places the organism in Eukaryota, Viridiplantae, Streptophyta, Magnoliopsida, Poales, Poaceae. Gene Ontology annotation, molecular function: serine-type endopeptidase inhibitor activity. Bases 91 to 1296 code for a protein of 401 amino acids. The transcript has 2 exons. The record is from RefSeq and is a predicted model, not a curated record.
CUUCAAUUUGCCCUUCCCGUUCAUUCCCCUCUUCUUGUUCAGUGUACCGAAGACCCGCACUCCGACGAACUACCACCCCAGUCCCCAGCCAUGGCAACGGCCGACAUCCGCCUCUCCAUCUCCCACCAAACCCGCUUCGGCUUCCGCCUCGCCUCCGCCAUAUCCACCCCCUCCAACCCAGACGGUGCUAAGGGCAACGCCGCCUUCUCCCCUCUCUCCCUCCACGUCGCGCUCAGUCUCAUCGCCGCCGGCGCGGGCGGCGCCACCCGCGACCAGCUCGCCGCUACACUCGGAGCCAAGGAACCAGGCGGUGCGGAGGGCCUCCACGCGCUCGCGGAGCAGGUGGUGCAGGUCGUGCUCGCCGACGCUUCCGGCGUCGGCGGCCCGCGGGUCGCCUUCGCCGAUGGCGUCUUCGUGGACGCGUCGCUCUCGCUCAAGCCUUCCUUCAAGGAGGUCGCCGUGGGCAAGUACAAGGCCGAGACCCACUCCGUAGACUUCCAAACUAAGGCUGCUGAAGUUGCGGGUCAAGUGAACUCAUGGGUAGACAGAGUCACAGCAGGUCUCAUCAAAGAGAUCCUCCCUGCAGGAUCUGUUGACAAUACCACUAGACUGGUUCUUGGCAAUGCCCUUUAUUUCAAGGGAGCUUGGACUGAGAAGUUUGAUGCAUCUAAGACGAAGGUCGACAAGUUCCACCUUCUUGAUGGAAGCUCAGUUCAAGCACCAUUCAUGUCCAGUACAAAGAAGCAAUACCUUUCGUCUUCUGAUGGCUUGAAGGUACUUAAGCUUCCUUACCAGCAAGGAGGGGACAAGAGGCAAUUCUCCAUGUACAUUCUUCUUCCAGAAGCACAGAAUGGUCUCUGGAGCUUGGCCGAAAUGUUGACCUCCAAGCCAGAGUUCCUGGAGAAGCAUAUCCCAACGCAGAAGGUUCCGGUUGGACAGUUCAAGCUUCCCAAGUUCAAGAUAUCGUUUGGAUUUGAAGCAUCCAAUUUGCUCAAAGGUUUGGGCCUCCAGCUGCCAUUCAGCGCAGAAGCAGAUCUUUCAGAGAUGGUGGAUUCGCCAAUGGCACAUAGCCUGUAUGUCUCGUCCGUUUUCCACAAGUCGUUUGUCGAAGUGAAUGAAGAAGGAACCGAGGCUGCUGCAGCAACUGCUGCAGUGGUCACGCUUAGGUCAAUCCCAGUAGAGCCUCCGAAACUGGAUUUCGUUGCAGAUCAUCCUUUCCUCUUCCUGAUACGUGAAGACGUGACUGGUGUGGUGCUGUUUGUUGGUCACGUGGCAAAUCCCCUCCUGUCUCAGUAACGUGUUUUGCUUUGAACCAGUGUCCUGAUGCAAGCGACCACAUCUGUCGUAUGUAAGUGAAGGGUUUGACCGUUUGACCAUGCUGCAUGUGCAACAAAUCGAAUAAAUGUUUUGUUUUUGAAGUAUGUAAGAUUAUGAAAUGACAAUAAUCCAGAAUUGCCGUGGAGCUGUAUACCGGUUCAAAGGCGGCUUGAUGAAGUAUGAGCAUUGGCCCUUAGAGAGUUGGGUGGUUAAUCGGGGUUGUUUUGUUGAUCCUGAUUGUGUUCACUGGGUUUGGUUGACAAGUGGCUGAUAGCAAUGUCA